CUCCCUCUCUCGCUCUCUCUCUCUCUCUCGCGCUCUCUCGCUCUCUCGCUCUCUCUCUCGCGCGCGCUCUCUCUGCCUCCGUCUUCUCGUCCGGCGGGCCCGUCGGUGGGGCUUCUCGCGGGUAGCGGGCAGCGGGUAGCGGCUCGUAGCGGCCAGCGGCCCGCGAGUGGCAGGGUCCGGGUCUGGGCGAGUCGUCGCUUGGGUCGGUCGGUAGGUGCAUGUACGGUGGUAGUGCGUGCGGUCGCGGAGCGCGGUCCGCGACGGCGCUUUGGCCCUUGAUUGGCCAGUCGCAGUCGCGGAGAUGACGAUGGGCUCGUGAGCUCGAGAAUAUGGCUGCGACAGAAGCCGAGAGCCAGCGGAACGAUGUGAAGCCGAACGAGGUCGCGAAAUGCCCGCAGAAGCGGCCGCAGUCCGGUGUUAGUAGUGCCAGUGGCCCGAGCAACGACCACCCGGAUACGGAGCUGGAGGAAAAGGCCCCCAGGGGCGCGGCCCAGCUGCCCAAGUAUGUAAAUUGCGCCGGAGAUUCGGCGUUUGAGAUGAGUCAAUACCGCGAGGAUGCUGGGGGACAUGCCGCGGGACACGGGCACGCCGAGGGCCGCGAGAUCAACAAGAGCCGCGACGCUCUCCUGGCCCAGGACCCGGCGGCCGCCGGCCAGCCCAAGGCCCCGUCGGACCCCGGUGACUCCCCCGCCGGCCACCCGGGCCACCCGGGACACCCGGGGCACCCGGGCCACUCGGCCCCCGCCGCCAGGGACUACGCCGACGACUACGGUAACCAGCCUCCGAGAUUCCUUCCCUCUGGGCGCGAGUCCGAGCCGGUUCGUAGGGAGCGCGUCAUCGAGCCCGCCGAGUUUACAGGAAAGCAGUCCGAUUACCACUGCAAGUCGAUGGGUGACGGCGAAAAGAUGCACCAGAACGACGCCGACGACCGCUACGUCGUCGGCAAGGCCGAGCCGCGUUUGGCUCACGUCGGUCCAAGCCUGGGGACCUAUUCGGGGCAGCCCAGGUUCCUCUCGGGACAGAGCAUAUCGCAGACUACGGGUCCCACUCCUACGCUGAACCAGCUGCUGCAAGCCUCGAGUCCGGUCCAUCGGUUUCACCCCGGUUACCCAGGAAUUGGGCCUGAUUCUUACCAGCAACCUUGGCCCAUGCAGCGACCUCCCGUCGUGCCACCCAUUUAUGCUCAGACGAAUCAGCGACCUCCGCAGCCGAGUUCGCCUAGGAUACAUCCUGGAUCCGCGGGUCCUAAUUCACCAUCUCCUAUCCCGUAUCCUCCAUACGGUCAGCGUUACGCGUCUCCUUCGAGACCUCAUUCGCCGUAUGCCCAGCAUCAAUUAAACUCUUAUGGUCCACAAACUGCUCAUCCAUCGAGUAUAUACCCAGAGCAGCGAGGUUGGAGCCAAGGAUCCCCUGCAAACCCACAACCACCGUCUACGAAUCAAGCAAAUUCUGCAAGCCAAUCACCGCAGCGAGCUCUUUCCCAAUCUCCUGCUCCACCUCCGUCUGCAUCUCCUCAACCGCAACCUUCUAAUCAAUCACAGACUUACCACAAUAUGCAGCAGCGGUCAACAACUCCAAACGCCCAAGGAAUUGAUUCUGGGGAGCUGUCUGGUCAAAAUAGCAACGACAGUUCGAAUGGACCUGCUGGCCCAGGGACACCAAACUCUCAGGGGAUGAGGCCUACCCCUUCACCUACAGGGUCCACGGGUUCUCGCUCAAUGUCCCCUGCUGUUGGUCAACAAAACCUUCAGAUGCCACCCCGUCCAUCGAGUAGUCAGUCGGACGGAAGUGGACCAGCACGAAUGAGCCAUUCUCCAAUGGCAACGCAAGGAUACCAACAGCCAUUGGGACCUGCAUCUCAUAUGCAUGGAUAUAAAAUAAACAACACUGGACCAGGUGUAGUUCAACCAGGUCCUGGGUCGACCGCCCUCGGGAAUAUCGGCCCGCUGGUUAGUGGAAUGGGAUAUGCAACCGGUGGUGUCACCACGGGACAGUCUAGUGGUUACCCGCCCCAGGGAACUUAUCCACCACCGAGGCCACACAUGCAGUUCCCACAGGGAUAUCCACCGCCGACCAAUUCACAACCUCCGCCGAACAAUCAGUAUCAGCCAAGCAGAGCCAAUAACAUGGCACAGUAUCCUCCUUAUCCGCAUAAAAUGGGGUUCAACAGUGUGCCGCCUAGCAUGUCGCCGAGCCCAGGACCUCCGCAAGUGUACAACACUGGUGGAAAUUCGAGCAUGGUACCACCAGGUACUCCGGCGUUAACUGGGAUCGGCAAUAUGGGUCCGCCCACGGGUUCCAUGGGGCCUCCGCCACCGUCACCUAAUCACGUUAGCAACCUACCGGGAUCCACGAUACCACAUCCGCAUCCUCCCGCGGCAACACCACCGCUCAAUCACGAAGGAAGUCCCAUGCCACCACCUAGCACGACUCCUAACUCUCAUCCUGUACCUGUUUCCUCGUCUAGCACUCACAGUUCUGCCGAUCUCGCCGUUGAGACCUCAAACGAUGGAGGCAUAACGACCACGGCAUCUGCUUCGUCGACCAUAAACGUAACGUCAACGUCGAGCGGUACAGUUACGUCGGUGAUUACAACGGGUCCAGAUGGUACAUCUUUGGACGAAGGAUCGCAACAGUCUACCCUGUCUAACGCAUCGGCAGCGUCCGGAGACGAUUCGGUGAUGACGCCAAAAGUCCGUAAAGAAAUAAUCGGUGGGUAUCACAGUCAUCCGACCACCCCGCAGAGCACGGUACCUUCGCCUGGUGCAGCAAGCAUCAACUCCACUCACGAAGAGUAUCCCGACAUGAACAGUCCUGGAUGGCCACGUACGCCUGCUAGUCCCGUGUUUAACAGUCAUGUGCCUCAAGACCCGUACAGAUCUAAGAAACCCGACAGUUUGGCGAAAUUAUACGAAAUGGACGACUCAAUGGAGCGAAGAAAUUGGCUGGACAAGUUGGUAGCUUUCAUGGACGAAAGACGGACACCGAUUACUAGUUGUCCCACCAUCUCCAAGAACCCCCUUGACUUAUUCCGUCUGUAUCUCUACGUGAAGGAAAGAGGGGGCUUCAUGGAGGUAUGCCAGGUAACUAAAAACAAGACAUGGAAGGACAUAGCUGGAUUACUCGGCAUCGGUGCUAGUAGCAGCGCUGCGUACACUUUACGCAAGCAUUAUACCAAGCACCUACUACCUUACGAGUGUCACUUCGACAGGGGCGGGGUAGAUCCACAACCUAUUAUAAAUCAGGUUGAGGCAGGUUCGAAGAAAAAAGGUUCCAAAGGAACCGCUUCCGUACCGUCUCCAGGCUCGUCGAAUUCUCAAGACUCGUUUCCUCCCGCCGGCUCGAGUGGAGCAUCGAUGGACGGAUAUGGGAGCUAUCAAAGUAGCUACACAGGCGGCACGCCAGGUGGGCCCUCUUCGGACUACACGCCACCGCCGCCAAGACCUCCUAGCCAAAGUAGCGCACUUUCGGCUCAUCAGGGAAUGCAACAGAGCAGCUAUCAAGGUGCAGGAUCUUAUCAAAACUACUCCCAAGAUCAGUACGUACGACCGCAAGGAAACGCCAUGAGUCAACAGGGAGAGUUCAGUCAGCCGUACUCACCCCGCUCUCAUUAUCCGUCUUACGUACCGGAUACCGAGAGGGUGUACCCGGGUGGGAAUAUGCCAUCGAGUAGUGCCGGGGGACAGGACAUCUUCAGCAGGUACGUCGGCGGUCAGCAACCGACCAACUACUCGGCGGGAGCAUCCCCUACGGCUCGCAGCAGUAGUUACACCUCUACGGCCCAGACACACCCACCCAGUGGACAGCAACCCUGCACGAGUCAGCCAUCCUCUCCGACUCAACCGCAAACAACGUCUACUUACUCCUGUCCGCAGGACUACUAUCGUCCGGAGCAGGGUGGAUACGGGACUUCCGGAGGAAGCCAGAUAUUCUCCAGCAGCACGUCAGCCAAUAAGAACAUGCCGCCACCGCCAUCGGGGCCUACCCAACCCAGGCGGCAUCCCGACUUUACCAAAGAUCAACAAUAUUCUCAGUAUAACCAGCAGAGGCCAACCUAUCCAGGGUGGCCGAGUACCACCAACCAGUACAACAGCAGUAGCGGGAAUAUUCGCUCCCAGUACCCGAGCCCCCAGCCGCAGACUCCGCCGCAACAGCCCCAGCAGUCUCAAGUACCUUCCGUAACGUCCGCCUCUUCCAACGUCGUAGGUAACCAGCAGUGGGGCAACCAGCAACCGCCGAGGCCCUCCUCGCAGCCCAACGUAAAUCCCGCUCCUCACGCGACGUCGCCCUGGGAUCAUCGCUACUCCAAUCAGCCCUCGCCGCUGUAUCCACCUCCCGGGACGCAUCAGGGCCACCUUGGAAUAAAUCCCAUGAUCGGGCCGCAGCCGACCGCGAAACGAGAAAUGACAUUCCCCGCCGACAGCGUCGAGGCGGUUACUCCGCUCCUGCACAAGCGGCGCAAGCUGACCCGCUCCGACGUCGCCCCGGUCGAGGCCUGGCGCAUCAUGAUGGCCCUGAGGUCGGGCCUCCUCGCGGAGAGCUGUUGGGCGCUCGACGUCCUCAACAUUUUGCUGUUCGACGAUUCUUCCGUGAGCUACUUCGGGCUGGCGCACCUUCCGGGUCUGCUGGACGUCCUGCUGGAGCACUUCUCGCGCUCCCUGUCCGACAUGUUCGACUCGCCGACGACGGAGGAGCAGCAACGCCACUGGUGCCACCCGACCGAGGGCCCCGAGGUCGACCUGGGAGCGGUGACGCGGCCCAUAGACGUCGAGGACCGCGCGACGAUGCUGACCACGUCGAACUACACCCUCCUCUCGAGACGGGGCCGCCCGGUGAAGGUGGUGCCCCGCGACACGGACCUCUUCGUCCUGGACUCUCGGCGGCAGUGGGACCACGAGGAGUGCGAGGCCGAGAGCUCGGAGCUCUGGCAGGUGGACGGGCACACCACCAAGUACAUAGUUACCUGCUUUCAGUCGGAGGUGUGCAUGGUGCCGUUCGCGAGGCACCUGCGGGACGAGAAGCCGCCACUCCUCCAGAAGGAGGUGGAGAGCGCAGGCGCCAGCGCCGUCCACGUCAAGGACGAGGUCAAGUCCGAGGUCGGGACCACGGCGGGCGAGGCCAACACCUGGAGACCCUAUGGCGGCGAGUCGACCGAGAGCAGGUGCAACAAGGAGGCCGGGGAGCGCAAGCAGGCCGAUAAGCGGAAGAAGACGAAGACUCUGAGCGACGUGCUCUCCCGGAUCAAGAAGGAGCCGCCGGAGGAGAUGAACGAGCUGACGCGCGAGCUCUUUGAGAAGAAGAACGACGGGACGCGGAGGGAGCGCAACGGCGACCCCAGGGCGAACAACAACGCGGGCGAGCACUUCGAGUUUCCGAGGAACGAGGAGGAGCUCUUCUUCAACCACAAUGGGGUGAACGACCAGUCCGCGGAGGGACCCAAGGAGGAGGAGGAGGAGGAACGGCCCAAGGAGGAGGAGGAGGAGGAGGAGGAGGAGGACGAGGAGAAGGAGAAGGAGCAGGAGCAGGAGAAGGAGAAGGAGAAGAAGGGACCAAAACUGAAGAUUCGAGACCCCGCGGGCACGCUGAAGAGGCGGCGCCUCAGCGACUACGAGGACGAGAGCUACUCAAGGGACGAGGCGAGCUUCUACCUGGUGACCGAGACCCAGGACGGCAUCGCUCGGCGGUGCAUCUGCCUCUCGACGAUCCUGCGCAACCUUACCUUCAUCCCCGGCAACGAGACCGAGUUCGCUCGCAACCUGACCUUCCUCAGCGUCCUCGGGAAGUUGCUGCUACUGCACCACGAGCACCCGAUCCGGACGCAGAAGACGCGCAACUACGACCGCGAGGAGGCUGCCGACUUCGCCGACUCGUGCAGCAGUCUGCAGGGCGAGAUCGAGUGGUGGUGGGACUUCCUCCACCACAUCCGGGAGAACGUUCUGGUGAUGUCGGCCAACGUAUCCGGGUACAUGGACCUGAGCCAGUACCCGGAGGAGAUCUCGCGGCCGGUGCUCGAUGGCCUGCUGCACUGGGCGGUGUGCCCCGCGGCCCACGGCCAGGACCCCUUCCCCACGGUCGGACCCAACUCCAGCCUGUCGCCCCAGAGGCUCGCCCUGGAGGCCCUCUGCAAACUGUGCGUCACCGAGAGCAACGUCGACCUCGUGGUGGCGACCCCGCCCUACUCGAGGCUGCAGCGGCUCUGCGCCGUCCUGACGAGGCUGCUCUGCCGCAGCGAGGAGCAGGUGCUCCGGGAGUUCGGCGUGAACCUCCUACACUUCCUCUCGGGUGCGGACAGCGGCGUGGCGCGCACCAUUGCCUUACAGACGCCCUGCGUCGCGCUCCUGGUCGCCUUCAUCGAGCAGGCCGAGACCACCGCCCUGACCGUCGCCAACCAACACGGGCUGGCGGCCCUCAGGGACAACCCCGAGUCCAUGGGCACCAGCCUCGACAUGCUGAGGAGGGCCGCCGGCACCCUUCUCAACCUCGCCCGCCACCCCGACAACCGGACGCUCCUGCUGCAGCACGAGUCGCGCCUCCUGGCCCUCGUCAUGUCGCAGAUCCUCGACCAGCAAGUCGCCGCGAUCGUCGCGCGAGUGUUGUUCCAGUGCUCGAGGGGCGCACGCAGUGACUCUACGCAAACGCUGGUGGGGUUCGAAGGACGCGACUCGUCCCUCCCUCAGACGACGACAACGACGACGACGACGAUGACGACGACGACGACGACGACGACGGCGACGACGACGACGACGACGACGACGACGACGACGAUGAUGACGACAACAACGGCGGCGGCGGCGGCGGGAUAGGAAAUGCACGGACACGUGCGCGCUGCGGAGGAAGCGAUUAUAUAAAUAUAAUGAAAUGAUAAUAUAAUGCAAAUUUUUAUAUUUGCAUGUUUUUGUGCUGUAAUUAGCGAGUAAUUAAGAUAUUUUGUAGAUAACACACUUCCAUUGAAUCUUAGGAGGUACGCACGCGCCGCGCGGACGCGGCGGGGGAGGCAAAUACGGACGGGAGGGCGACGCACCGAGUAACGGAGAGAACGGAUAACCGAUGUGUGAUAGGUCGUUGCUUAAAGUGUACGUUAGAGGCGACUCGAAUCGAGUUUCUCCAACGCCUUGGAAGCCGACGCGCCGACUAGCGAGGCUUCUCCGAGGAAAGCAUCGCCGGGGCGAUCGCUCCCAAGGCGUUGCGCGAAAGGUGAGCGAAAAGGAUGACCCAGACAUUUUCGGGAAGGGCCGCGAAGGCAAAAAGGAGGAAAGGAGGAAAGGAGAAAGAAGGCGGGACGGGACGAGCGCCGCAGAGGUUGGGAAGAGGGUACGCUCGCAUCCGAGGAGAUGUCGACAAAUUUGUACAGGUCGUGCACGUUACGUUUUUUUUCUUUUUGUAAGACGAUUAAGGGAACGUCUCCCUGUUCCGGGUGAACGUUAUCAAGCGGUAUUAUCAAUGAGAAGUCGGGGGCAAUUUGGAGGCGACCGGUCGGCUUCCGGUCGGCUUCCGGUCGACCUUCGCCCUCGCGUCGCCGGUACACGGCGAUACCUUCGACACGUAGUCGAUCGCGAUCGAUUGAGUACCUGUACUUUGCUUGAAACUUACGAUUAAUUGUCUCACAACCAAGAUCUAUUAAUUUCUAGUGGCAUCGGGGAGACGAAGUUGACGAAAGGGAGAGGGAACCGAAGUCGAGUCACUCUGUAGAUUUCUUGCCCGCGCGUGCGCCUUUAUAUUCCAAUUGACGUUGCAAGUACGGCGCUGUAUUUGCAAUUCCUAUGAAAACGCAUCGUGUUAAUUCGAGUCGUGCUGCCAGCCGCAACCUUUGCGUUCGCGAAUUGACCGACUCAAUUCGGGUCGCGCGCGCAAAGUCCGCGUCCCUCGAGCCGAGGGAAGAGAAAGGGAAGGCUCGCGGUUGGCGGUACUUCGAAGCAAGGAGGAGUCAAAAUAAAAGAAAUACGGUCGAAUCGAAUAGAGCAUGGACGGCGAUUACGAGCGGUACAUUCACGGAGAAAACACUUCGAGAGACGGAGAGAGAAAGAGAGAGAGAGUGAGAGAGUGAGAGAGCGAGAGAGCGAGAGAGCGAGAGAGCGAGAGAGUGAGAGCGUGAGAGAGUAAGAGAGAAAGCUCCUUAGUAAUUCCUCCUCCCUCUUCUCACCCUCCAAAAAACCUACCUUAGAUAUCUUAAUACAUGUAGCUUUUAAAUUAUUACUUUUGUUCGAGUGGAGAUGCCUGUAAGUGUAAUUUACUAAGACUUUUUGUAAAUAAAUUAUGAAAUAAACUAGACUUACUUUAUCCAAAAGGAUCUGAAACCUGAUUCUGAUAGAAGAGAGAAUGCGAGAGAGAAAGACCAUUUGUACGAUUUUGCGACUCGAGAGUACGUUUGCCUGUAUAUGUCGAAUGUCAACAAGAAAUUGAUUGCCGCUUCUAGAAUAAACGUUAGGAUUUCAGAACUUA
Orussus abietinus is the source of this 8439-nucleotide messenger RNA. RefSeq names its product trithorax group protein osa (gene osa). NCBI's taxonomy places the organism in Eukaryota, Metazoa, Arthropoda, Insecta, Hymenoptera, Orussidae. Gene Ontology annotation, cellular component: SWI/SNF complex; nucleoplasm; nBAF complex. The record is from RefSeq and is a predicted model, not a curated record. Gene Ontology annotation, biological process: chromatin remodeling; regulation of transcription by RNA polymerase II; positive regulation of DNA-templated transcription. Gene Ontology annotation, molecular function: DNA binding; nucleosome binding. The coding region runs from base 330 to 6803 and encodes 2157 amino acids. The transcript is spliced from 23 exons.